AUGGAGUCUCUGCCCACUGAGCUUCUCAUCUCCAUAGGAGAGUGCGUCAGCUACAAAGCCGGUCAACAUGUGGAAACCUUGUGCUCUCUGGCCCAGUGCUCCCGGCGAUUCCAUGCAAUCUAUCAACCUUUGAUUUACCGUCACAUAUCACCUACGAGCUACUGGUCUAUUCACACCAUUCAUCUGAUCCAACGAAUGUGGAGAGACCCAGAUUUGGCGGCUCAGGUGCGCCAUCUAGAUUUUGGUUCGAUGAUCGAAGGCGAUGUAUUACAAGAGUAUCCUGACAUCUUCGAUGUGACUUCAGCUACCUCUUUCAUCGAUGCGGCACUGGAGGAGAUAUUUGAACCAGGGGAAAUGAGAUCUAAGUUGAUGUGGCGAUAUCGUUUGCUUAGGCCGUCUAAAGAGGCUUGGCUGAGCUUGCUUCUUGUGCGCUUGACACACCUACAAUCAAUCAAGUUCGCCCACCCAUGGUCCGUCCUUUUGACAGAGUUAUUGUGCAAGGCAGCACGGCGACAACGACCGUUCCAUCGAAACACGCCAUUCCCAUGUCUCGAAACCGUUAAAGCUGAUGUUAUAAGGGAUGACCAUCGUUCAAUCAACGCGGAUAUUGAUUCGCUGUUCCUUAUGCCUUUCUUCUUUUUCCCAGCGGUGCGAAAGAUCAUCGGCAGGCCAGUCCCCGACUAUUGGUACAUCUCCCAAGGUGAACUACCAUUCGUUGAUGUCCGCACAUAUGAUGACCUCCUAUCUUUUAAUGUCAAUCAUUCGAGUCGCCCUGUUCGAGAGAUCACCAUCACAGGGGCAUGGUGGGGUCACGGUAUGGUCAAGUGGCUCGCAGCAUGCAAGAACCUUGAGCACCUCAGAAUCCAGUUCUUUUUUGCCGGGGAUGCUUGGCAUUAUUCAGAUGAUGUAGAUGAUGCAAAGCUCAAUUCCCGAAAAUUCAGAAGGGCCCUUCUCCCGUUCGUCGGAACACUGAAAACUCUGGACAUUGAGGUCACAACCCAACUUGACGAUGAUCUUUACACAAUCAUGGAUGAUGCUGGAACCUUUGGGUCUCUCAAAGAGUUUACUGUCCUUGAGAAACUCCGGAUAACCCCCUAUCUUCUUGCACGGAUAUCCACCGUCGAUUCAGCUCCCUUCAUGAUGAGAAACUGGCUGGCCGAUAGAUUUCCCUCCUCGCUCAAAGACUUGGAGAUUCUGGCCGUCACCGCGGAUCUUUAUCACGGUCUCAUUUUCGAAGUCAUGCUACUGAUCGCGGACCGGGCGUCUAUGCCACAGCUGGAACGGGUUAGGGUUCAAUUGACACUGCACCCGGACGGGGAGCAUCAAAAUCUGCUGAUCCCAUGGUGUAUCGACAUUUCCGUGGAGAGACUUGUACCCAUGGGGUCAGAUGAUGAUGCAAGAGAGCAAAUCAACACAGCCGUGAAAGUGGAGAUGACGAGUAAAUUACCAGCGGCAUUACGGUCUUCAAAUCCCGACGAAAUAUCCAGUGCAAAAGAGCUCGUGCAUGUCAUCCGGAUGCUAUUGAACAAGGCGGGCCUGAAAGAUAAUGGGGUCUGCCAUUUCCACAAGUGGAAAGAACUUCAUGAAAUGGAGUCGGAGACCCCCUCUCCCCGGACCCCUCCCUUUUAUUGA
Molecule: messenger RNA, 1632 nt
Organism: Penicillium salamii
Lineage: Eukaryota; Fungi; Ascomycota; Eurotiomycetes; Eurotiales; Aspergillaceae
Source: the annotation of a GenBank genome assembly